CUAGGCAGGGCUGAUGAUGCAGGUCAGAGCUGAGAGAAGAAUGGGGCGUUGCCCAGUGGGACUGACCCCCCACCCUCACUUCUUCCUUUACCUACAUCAUGAUUUUGAUGGGUUUAUGGAUUGAUGCUAAGGUGUAGAAUAGGAAAAUAUUUCUUCUUUAUCCAGAGAUGCCUAGUUUGGUAGAUCCCUCAAUUUGCAUCAACCUCAUCCUCCCUUUAAAAUCAACCAUUUGCUCCCUUUAAAACUAUAUACCCUCUGUAGCUGUAUUUAAGUGUUUGAAGAGAUUUCUUGGCAAUGGGUAUUGGUUACUGCCUUAGAGUAUGUCAUAAUCAUCUUUCACCUAGAUUAUUGUAGUAGUCUAAUUGGUCUCCUUGCUUGAAGUUUUUCCAUCCUCUAGAAAAAGUGAUUUUUUUUCAAGCAAAAAUCUGACCAGGUCACUGCCUGACACAAUAUACUCCAGUGACUUUCUACUGCCUCUAGGAUCAUCUCAUUUGGCUCUUAAAAUUGUUUUUUUUAGUUGACUGAUGACUCUACUUUUAUCUAAGAGUAAUAUUUUCUAGUCAUUUCAUCUGGCUCCCUUCCUUUCACUCUUCCCUUAACCUUCCAGAAGGGCCUCAGUCCCACUGAAAUCUGCUGACUUUGGAUAGAGAAAGAAAAUUAGCCAACAGGAAAGUAGGAAACAUGGGGAACACUUUUUAUUUGAGUUUGGGAACUAAUGUCCCAGGAGGCUGGGAGACCCCUACAGGUCUCCCCAGGCACAGACAAUGGUUAAGUGUUCAGUAUAGAUAACCACCACUCCUACCACUGGCUCCACCCCCAAGGGACUAGUGGUCAGCCCUGACCAAUAGCUUCAGAGGUCUGGGGAGGGCAAGGGGCCAGCUGGGAGGAAAGACUGGAAAUAAAAGGCAGCCCCAGCACUACUGCUGCAUCAACCUGCUUCUGACACUUCUGUGUUGACAAGCAAGCUUACAAAGACCAACAUCAUGGUGCAUUUCACACCUGAGGAGAAGUCUGCUAUCACUUCCAUAUGGGGCAAGGUCGACGUGGAAGCAAUUGGCGGGGAAGCUUUGGGAAGGCUUCUGGUGGUCUAUCCCUGGACCCAAAGGUUCUUUGAUUCCUUUGGCAACCUAUCUUCUCCAUCUGCUAUUAUGGGCAACCCCAAAGUCAAGACCCAUGGCAAGAAGGUGCUGACCUCCCUUGGUGAUGCUGUCAAGAACCUGGACAACCUCAAGGGUACCUUCUCCAAGCUGAGUGAGCUGCACUGUGACAAACUGCAUGUAGACCCUGAGAACUUCAGGCUCCUCGGGAACGUGCUGAUUAUUGUUUUGGGUGCUGAAUUUGGCAAGGAGUUCACUCCAGAAGUGCAGGCUGCUUCGCAGAAGCUGGUGUCUGGUGUGGCCAGUGCCUUGGCCCACAAGUACCACUAAACAUAGCCCUGUCUAUGGUGGGGGCCUGUGAGCAAAUGGAGGCCCAUCUCUUGCAUGUAGGGAAGGGAGCAAGGGUUAUGUACUGCCUUGUACUCCCACCCCUUGACCAAUAAAAUACUUUUAUUCUAGCAA
Monodelphis domestica (gray short-tailed opossum) is the source of this 1559-nucleotide messenger RNA. Its product is annotated as hemoglobin subunit epsilon. The record is from RefSeq and is a predicted model, not a curated record. Gene Ontology annotation, biological process: hydrogen peroxide catabolic process; oxygen transport. Gene Ontology annotation, cellular component: hemoglobin complex; blood microparticle; haptoglobin-hemoglobin complex. Gene Ontology annotation, molecular function: organic acid binding; heme binding; oxygen carrier activity. Lineage: Eukaryota; Metazoa; Chordata; Mammalia; Didelphimorphia; Didelphidae.